Molecule: messenger RNA, 537 nt
Organism: Rangifer tarandus platyrhynchus (Svalbard reindeer)
Lineage: Eukaryota; Metazoa; Chordata; Mammalia; Artiodactyla; Cervidae
Source: the annotation of a GenBank genome assembly
AUGGUGCUGUUCUCAGAGAAAGGAGCUGGAGCCCCCAUCUCUCCGCCUGCACGAGCCGCAGGCCCAGCGGAUGUGGGCUUCCCCUCUCUGCUCCGGAACUCAGCACGGCCUUCCUGCUAUAUCGCAUCCACCGGUGUUGUUGCUGACCUGUGGCCAGGACCCCCACCUGGGCCAAGUGUUGAUGCCGAGACUCCUCUGGGUCACGCCGUCAGUGUUGCCCUGGCACCUCGCACCCUGGCUGCCGGAACCGUUGGAGGAGACGCUCGGAGGGCUGCUCCCACUCUUGGCUCUCCCCAUGGAAAUUCCCGGCUGCUUCAGAGCAGCAGGCAGGCUGGCUGCCUGCCGGGCCGCCCAGCACAGCACCUUCCUGCCCAGGGAGCCCUUCAUGUUGGGAGCUGGUCCUUUGCCUUUGCUUUCUCCGAGGUUUCGGUGGGAGUGGGCAUCCGUGUUCACCUCGUCCAGGCCUGGAAGUCCCAUCCCAGGGCAGGAACCAUCCAGAGGGCUGAGACCACCAGCUCCUGGAGGUCCUCUCUGUAA